AUGGGCAGGUUUCACGCCCGAUUAUACAAGACUGACCGUGCGCGGGAUUUCGAUCAUGAACAGGAUCGAUAUGUGCGCAUGCGACAGAUAUACGAGACCAUCGACCGGCAAGGCUAUCAAUGGAUUGUUGUGCUGGUUGCUGGUCUGGGCUUCUUCCUGGAUGGAUACACACUCUUUGCCAGUAACAUGGCCAUCCCUAUGAUUUCUUACGUCUACUGGCGAGAAGAUACGUCCUCGCUCCGACUGACCUGCAUCAACAUCGCAACGCUGGCGGGCACACUGUUUGGACAGGUGAUCUUCGGGUUUCUGGCCGACAAAAACGGGCGAAAGAAGAUGUAUGGCGUCGAGCUGGUGCUUUUGAUCACGGCCACGCUCGGCGUUGUGAUGUCGUCGAAGGGCGAGGAUGGGAGUAUGAAUGUCUAUGCCUGGCUGAUCUGGUGGAGAAUCUGUGUCGGCAUCGGUGUGGGAGCAGACUAUCCGCUGUCCGCAGUCAUCACCUCUGAGUUUGCCCCAACCAAGCAUCGUGCCCGAAUGAUGGCCAGUGUCUUCUUUAUGCAACCCCUGGGUCAAAUUGCCGGAAAUCUGGUCUCACUGAUUGUAGUUGCUGUGGCUCGCAGUAAGGACACGGACGACCUGACCCGGAGCGUUGAUAGCAUGUGGCGCUGGGUCCUUGGAAUCGGUGUUAUCCCUGGCGCCAUCGCAACUCUAUUCCGAUUUGCUAUUCCCGAGAGCCCACGUUAUUUGGUGGAGAUCGAGGAUGAUCCCGUCACGGCGGAGUUCGAUGCGACCACCCUGUUCAAUGACCCGGUUAUGACCCCCGAAUUCGAGCAGACCAGCUUCAUAGGUGGAGCUGGAAGUAACAUACAGCUUCCCCAAAUAUCAUCACUCGCCAGUGAUUCCAUUGACGACGAUGAUGAGUACAGCCGUCUACCUCCGGCGACUCUCAACUCGCACUGGCGCCUUGCGCGCACUGACAUUAUCCGAUAUUUCUGGACCGAAGGAAAUUGGCGCACUCUGGCCGGUACUUCCAUUGCCUGGCUCCUCCUUGAUUUUGGGUACUAUGGUAUCGGUCUUUCAAGCCCGCAAUUUCUCGCAAAGACAUGGGGUGAUCUCCACCUCAGUCAUUCAGCGCCCAAUUGGCAGACGGAUGAUCGACCCGGCGCCAGCGUCUACCAGCAGCUUUUCAACACCUCCGUCCACGGCCUGGUGAUUCUCAACAUCGGCAGCUUCGUCGGUGGUCUGCUAUUCAUUCUUUUUUCGCAUCGCAUUGACCGUGUCGCUCUCCAAAAGUACAUGUUUCUUGCUUUAUCCGUUCUCUUCAUCACUCUCGGCAGCUUGUUCGUCAAUCUUUACUCCGGUCCCCCGGUCGUCGUGACUCUUUAUGUCAUCGGCCAGGUGAUAUUCAACUUUGGCCCCAACGCUACAACUUACAUGAUCCCUGCCGAGCUAUUUCCUACUCGUUACCGUGGUACCUGCCACGGCCUCAGCGCCGGGGCAGGUAAGCUCGGUUCUAUUCUCGUUCAAAUAUUUUCCACAUACUACCGCUUUGGCAGCAGCCCUGGUACCACUUCAACGCGGCGUCACGGCAUUGUCUUGUUCGUCUUUAGCGCCUGCAUGAUUCUCGGAGCCGUCGUAACCCAUUUCUGGAUUCCGCCCUUACAACAGAAGAAGGGACGAAAUCUCAUCUGGGGCGGCAAGCCUUACACCCUUGAGACCCUGGCACUGGGUCGCAUGGGCCGUAAGAGCCGCGAGGCGGAUCUUCGGAAGCGGGCUUCCAGAGCGCGAGCCAUGUCCUUCAGUGGCUAA
Penicillium macrosclerotiorum is the source of this 1806-nucleotide messenger RNA. Its product is annotated as phosphate transporter. Gene Ontology annotation, molecular function: transmembrane transporter activity. Gene Ontology annotation, biological process: transmembrane transport. The transcript is spliced from 5 exons. NCBI's taxonomy places the organism in Eukaryota, Fungi, Ascomycota, Eurotiomycetes, Eurotiales, Aspergillaceae. The coding region runs from base 1 to 1806 and encodes 601 amino acids. Gene Ontology annotation, cellular component: membrane. The record is from RefSeq and is a predicted model, not a curated record.